AUGGCAAGAGGAAUGCUCUUCCGUGCUGGAUUCACUGUCCUAAUUGUUGUUAUUGUCCUAGUCCAUGAAGCUUGCAGUGGCAACGAUAGUUAUCAUCACUCAUGUCCUCCUUCUUCCUGCGGCAAUAUCCAGAAUAUAAGCUAUCCGUUUCGGUUGAAAGGUGAUCCACCAAUCUGCGGAGAUCAAAGGUAUAAUCUGUCUUGUGAGAAUAAUCAAACAGUGUUAUACUUAUAUGCUGGAAAAUACUAUGUACAGGAAAUCAAUUACAGUAGCUACACAAUUCGAGUUGUAGACCCAGGUAUUCAGAAGGACAAUUUCUCCUCCAUCUCUCGCUAUUUUCUAAACUACUACAAUUUCAGUUCAGGGGAUCCAUAUACCCUAUCUUAUCCAGAUAACAUAUAUGUCCGUUGUAAUAGUCGUCGGGACCAGCAGAUAGCGGUAAAGAAUCUUUUGUACGAUGUGCCUAUGGCAGUAACGGGUGUGGUUUGGAUCAAGUGCGAAAAGCCAAUGAUUUCUUAUGGGUAUUUGGAUACGUCUAGUUGCUUGAGUAAUGAAGUGAAUUCUUCCAACUCUUCUCUAUUCCAUUCCAAGAGCUAUCGAUAUGUUUUAUUUUCCUACUCUACAUCUCUAAGGGGUUUGGGGGACUCUUGCCAAAUAGAGCAAAUGUUUCCGACAGCGUGGCCAGAAGCGCACCCAACUAACUGUUCAGACCUUUACCAUCAAGUGGCCUAUGGUUUUCAGCUUUCAUGGGUCCAAGUUUUGUGUGAUAACUUCACUGGAGAUGACUUUUGCUACCUCGAUGACGGGAAUUUCCGCUUUCAGUUCGACUGGUAUUGGCAUUUUCAAUGUAACACCCCUGAGCUAAGUGGUAUGAUAUUGUCCGCUCCGCUUUGGGCUAAGCCCGCACGGUUUUUAUUAUUGAGUUUACUCUCAAAAAGCUUUAUACCAUUUAGAGAAAGUAUAUUUCAUAUAAACACAUCAUCUUUUCCAUGCCUAGACAAUGUGGGACGUUAUAAUCACCCCCUUUUAGGACCCAGCGUCCUCACUGGUGACCCUUAUGGGCUUGUGCAUGCUCCCCCAUCUCAGGCUGGGCUAUGGCUUUGA
Molecule: messenger RNA, 1104 nt
Organism: Corylus avellana
Lineage: Eukaryota; Viridiplantae; Streptophyta; Magnoliopsida; Fagales; Betulaceae
Source: RefSeq, a predicted model, not a curated record